Messenger RNA from Erinaceus europaeus (western European hedgehog), 1426 nucleotides. RefSeq names its product pre-mRNA-splicing regulator WTAP. Gene Ontology annotation, biological process: regulation of alternative mRNA splicing, via spliceosome. The record is from RefSeq and is a predicted model, not a curated record. Gene Ontology annotation, cellular component: nucleus. NCBI's taxonomy places the organism in Eukaryota, Metazoa, Chordata, Mammalia, Eulipotyphla, Erinaceidae.
ACUGGGCGGCGCCAGCGGCGGAGGAUUCAAGAUGACCAACGAGAAACCUCUUCCCAAAAAGGUUCGACUGAGUGAAACAGACUUCAAGGUUAUGGCACGAGAUGAGUUGAUUGUAAGGUGGAGGCAGUAUGAAGCGUACGUGCAGGCUCUAGAGGGCAAGUACACAGACCUGAACUCUAAUGAUGUGAAUGGCUUGAGGGAGUCCGAAGAAAAGCUAAAGCAGCAACAGCAAGAGUCGGCGCGCAGGGAGAACCUCCUUGUCAUGCGACUGGCCACCAAGGAGCAGGAGAUGCAAGAGUGCACUACUAAAAUCCAGUACCUCAAGCAAGUCCAACAGCCCAGUGUUGCCCAACUGAGAUCAACCAUGGUAGACCCAGCGAUCAACUUGUUUUUCCUAAAAAUGAAAGGUGAACUGGAACAGACUAAAGACAAACUGGAACAAGCCCCAAAUGAACUGAGUGCCUGGAAGUUUAUGCCUGAUAGCCAAACAGGCAAAAAGUUAAUGGCAAAGUGCCGAAGGCUCAUCCAGGAGAACCAGGAGCUUGGAAGGCAGCUGUCCCAGGGAGUCGCACAGCUUGAAGCAGAGCUGGCUUUACAGAAUAAGUAUAGUGAGGGGCUUAAAAGCAGUCAGAAUGAGCUGAAUGACUUCAUCAUUCAAUUGGACAAAGAAGUAGAGGGUAUGCAGAGCACCAUUCUAGUUCUGCAGCAGGAGCUGAAGGAGACUCGCCAGCAGCUGGCUCAGUACCAGCAGCAGCAGGCUCCAGCCUCAGGCCACGGCGGCGGCGCCAGGACCUCCUCCUCCUCCUCCGAUCCGGAGGCCCCGGGGAUGGACUGGCUGGCUAAUGGCCCAAGCAAAGGCGGCUCCUCCCGCCAGCGGACGCCUGGGUCAGGCUUUCACAGGGAGGGCGACGCUGCCGAGGAGGACUCAGCGGCCCCUGGCAAUGGCGCGAAGGCCCCCGGCGGCCCGGAGGAUCGGACGGUGGGCAGAGGCGGCGGCUACGCGACCCCGCUGAGCGCGGCUAUGAGAGCCCGGACCACACACACUCCAACCCGGAGCCCCGAGGAGAAAGCGGCCAGCGGGAAGCGGAACCGAACUGUGGGCGCCCGCCACAUGCAGAAAGGCUUGGACUCCGCAGUCAGCAUGCCGGGCUCGGUUUUGUAAUGUUUGGUUCUCUGUUUUGGUUCGUUGUUUUUUGUUUUGUUUGUUUUUUCCAGCAAAUUUUUCUACAGUGUCAUUUAGUUGGGGAGAGGCUACUGUCCAGAAAACGAGCGCAUACUUUGCCGCAGCUUGCCUUCCCUCGCAGGUGUGUGUUUUGCUUUUUGGUUUUUUUUUUCUUCCCUUCUCCUCCCCUGCCCCCUUCUCUUCUAGGCUUCUGUGCCUCUGCCCCUUUGGAAAUUGUAACAGUUAAUUUGAAUGUUGCUAAAA